Gigantopelta aegis is the source of this 552-nucleotide messenger RNA. RefSeq names its product neuroglobin-like. The transcript is spliced from 3 exons. Lineage: Eukaryota; Metazoa; Mollusca; Gastropoda; Neomphalida; Peltospiridae. The record is from RefSeq and is a predicted model, not a curated record. Gene Ontology annotation, molecular function: oxygen binding; heme binding. The coding region runs from base 1 to 552 and encodes 183 amino acids.
AUGGGCACUGCACAAUCGAUCUCGUGUAUCGAGACUAACGAAAAAGAUCUCAGCGUCUACUUGACACCUCGACAGAUCAGCUUAGUUCAGGAAACUUGGCACCAAAUUAACGAUGAUUUACCAAAACUUGGACUUCUUAUAUUCCUCAAGUUUUUCCAGACCGAGCCCGAGAUGAAGUCUCUGUUUCCGAAGAUCAUCAAGAUGAACGAGUCCAACCAGCUGGAGUGGGACAUCGACAACGAGAUGCUCACGAAGCACGCCGUUACGGUGCUCGAGGGGCUGGGCGCCGCCGUGGAGAACCUCGACGACUCAGACUUUCUCAACAGCGUCCUCAUCUCCAUCGGCCAGACGCACGUCAAGAGAAACGUGAAACCGCAGAUGCUCAAGAAACUGUGGCCAUCUUUGCAGCACGGACUGAGGGUGACGUUGGGUGACAGGUACACCAAGGAGGUGAACGAGUCGUGGAAGCGGGUCUACCAGUACAUCGGCAUCCAGAUGCGGAAGGGGAUGGAAAAUCCGGAUGCGGAGUUCAACGAAAAUAUUGUAACAUAA